AAGAAAUUGAAAAUGAGUUGGCUCGGGAUCACAUUCCUGCUAUGUUUUGUACUAAAUGGCUUCACAGAAGCAAGGCAUUACCCACCUGCAGCAGUACUUGUUGGCACUGUAUACUGUGACACAUGCUUCCACCGUGACUUCUCUGAGGCUAGCCAUUUCAUUUCAGGUGCAUCUGUUGCAGUAGAAUGUGGACACUCAAGAAAUGGGCCAAGCUUCAGAAAGGAAGUGAAAACAGAUGAUCAUGGAGAGUUCAGGGUGCACUUACCUUUCUCAGUCAGCAAACAUGUCAAGAAAAUCAAGGGCUGUUCUGUGAAGCUAAUCAACAGCAGUGAACCAUUCUGUGCUGUGGCUUCUUCUGCAACUUCAUCUUCCAUCCAUCUCAAGGAAAGGAAGGAAGGGAAACAUAUAUUUUCUGCUGGGUUUUUCACGUUCAAGCCUCUUAAUCAGCCAGAACUCUGCAACCAAAAGCCAAGCAUCCAUGGGGGUUUCAAGAAAAUCAACAGUGCAGACUCUCCGAUAACAGAUCCUAAUAAUCCUGCAUUUCUGCCUCCCAUUCGAGAUCCACCACCAGCUGCGACUCCACUCCUUCCGCCUGUUACCGGAGUGCCACAGCUCCCUGUUCAGCUUCCCUUGCCUCCGAUUGGGAUUCAGAUUGGGAAUCCAUUGAAUCCACCGGCGGUGCGCCAAGAGGCAACGUUUUCUGAGCAUCCAAAGAUAAAGUCUAAGUAUUUAAAUCCUGAUGAUCCCUCAUUUUUCCCGCCAAUUCAAGAAGCGCCGCCGGGAUUGUUACCUCCAAUAAUACCAGGAGGUAUUAUUCCGCCAUUGCCGGAACUCCCUCCACUCUUGCCGAGCAUUCCGGGACUUCCCUUGUUUCCACCAGAAUCUAAAAAGCCAAAAAAACCAAAUAAGUUAGCAACAGAAUCUCAGGUAACAGAUGAAAAGAUAGCUCAGCCUAGAUUUUUCGCUCCGGUAGGCGGUCUGCCUCCAAAUCCCUUGCUGCCUCCGCCAUCUGUACUUCCUCCAAAUCCCUUACUACCUCCGCCAUCUGUUCUUCCUCCGAAUCCCUUCCUGCCCCCGCGUUCUGUCCUUCCUCCGAAUCCAUUAUUGCCACCGCCUUCUGUAGUUUCCCCCAACCCUUUACAGCCACCAACUUCAACUCCUUCACUCACCCCUUCUCCACCUUCACUUUUACCUCCACUGUUCCAAUCACCACCACCUUCAGCACAGCCACCCGUUCCAUUGCUGCCAUCUCCAUCCUUUCCAACUCCUAUCCCGCGAUUUCCCUUCCAGCCAACACCUCUUUUCCCUGGAGAUCCACCAGCUGCCACUUCUACUAAGAAGAGUUCACCAUGAUGGCCUCAACUUUUUUUUUCUUGUUCUAGAACUUCCUUUCAAGCUUUUCUUUAAUUCUGUUCCCUGUCAUGUAAUGUUAGCGUGCCUGCACUCAACAAUUGUAGUGAUUGUGAAAUAUAUAUAUAUAUAUGUAAUGUUCCUGAAAUAAAUCUGAUACUUCUCUGAA
Ipomoea triloba (trilobed morning glory) is the source of this 1519-nucleotide messenger RNA. RefSeq names its product proline-rich extensin-like protein EPR1. Lineage: Eukaryota; Viridiplantae; Streptophyta; Magnoliopsida; Solanales; Convolvulaceae. The transcript has 2 exons. The record is from RefSeq and is a predicted model, not a curated record. Bases 13 to 1353 code for a protein of 446 amino acids.